This is a messenger RNA of Rhineura floridana, 3072 nucleotides long. It is a transcript of the gene RAD51AP2, whose product is annotated as RAD51 associated protein 2. The record is from RefSeq and is a predicted model, not a curated record. Lineage: Eukaryota; Metazoa; Chordata; Lepidosauria; Squamata; Rhineuridae. The transcript is spliced from 6 exons.
AUGCUCCGCCUCACUCAUGAUAAUUCUGCUGCUUCAGUCUUUGCACUGCUCAUACCUUCUACAAACCAGAUCUAUAUUAACUGUUUCCAGGGGAGAGAGAGGAGGAGAAAGCUUCUACAGAAACCUAGAAGUUGGAAUCCUUUAACAGAUGCCAUCAAGUUUUGUUGUUCAGAACUGAACGUGGAACGCUCAAGCUUAAAAGCACUUCUAUCCACAUAAGAAGAGAUGGAAGAACCAUGGCCAAAGAAACUUAAAACUGAUAAUCAGUUGAGAUCAACAGAGGAGCAACAGCAGCUGCUGAAAAAACUUUACUAUUUAGAUAAGAAGUCACCAAAGAAACCUCUCAGUUUUCAUGAAGUAUCUUGGGAGUUUGGUCAAAAUGAUUUGGAAUUACAAGAGAGAAAUAGUACAGAUUUUAAAACCAACUUAAGACAAUAUCCACAGUUUAGACCAUGUAUGAAUGCCAAUUUGCAAUCCAGAUUGUUAGGAAAUAUACCAUUCAUUGAAAAAUGGGCUCUUGAAAACAAAUGCUGUAGCAAUUUAAAAUAUUCUAGUUCUGAAUUUAGUGAAAACAAUAAUUCAUUGGUUCCAAAACCAAAACCUUGGACCUUACACGCUAAAAAAAGAGAAAAAUCAAGAAAGAGUGGCAAUUUUUCAAAGGAUAUUGAAUUGCCAACAGUAAAUACAUUUUUUAAUAACGUGGCAGAAAACCUUAUUGCAAGAAUAGAAUCGUUACUUACAGAUAUGCUAGAAUUCCAAAGUAAUGAAAAUUGUACAGGUUGUCAUCAGGUACAUGGAGAACAAAACCAUAUUCCAAAACCAUUAGCAGAUGGUGAAAACAUCAAUGAUAAAACCCCACAUUGCUGUGUAAAUAAUAACUUGAGAAGAAACAAAGUAUAUAAACACAUGUAUAUACCUUGUUCAAGAAAUUGUGGAGUUGUAAGUCCCAAAUUAGUAAAAUGUGCUGCUUUUGAUUAUAGCAUUGCAGUUGAAAAGAAUGACACCUCAAGAUUCAGCCAAAUAAUUCUACUUAAUGCUCAACAAAGGGAAAUAUCUAAUGAUCUCAGUGCCAAAGAAUGUUUUUUAUUUUCCAGAGAUGCUAUACAAGAUGGUACCUUUUCAUUAGUUGGUAAUGAAAAAGAACAAAUGGCAAGACAACUUGUACUUUCUAACAAUCGCAUUUUUCCUGCUAAUAAUUUUCACACUUCUUCAUUAUGGGGGAAAAGGUUAUAUAAACCUACAAUGCACAACUUGAUAGCAAACAUUAGGGUACUGAAUUGUUUGACUUCAGCUCCAAGCAUAUUUGGAAGGUUAGGUAUUAAAAAAUCAAAUAAUCAAAUGGUGGUUACUAUGGAUACAUAUAUACAAAAGAAAAACAAAAAAUUAUUCAAUGAAAAUGUUUUUCCUGUUAAAAAAUUUAAAGCUCAUUUUAUUCUAAGAGCACACAACAAGCAAGCAACUGGGAGAUCCAGAAAUAACCAUUUUAGAAGCAAGAGCAAAUAUGUCCCAGAAUAUGUAGGAACUUGCAGCAGAGCAACGCUGGACAAAAUGAGGAAUGGUAAUUGUGAAGAUUGCCAAGAAAAUCCUUGUCGUUUUGCUGAAAUGAAAGCCAAUUUAAAUCCUUUUGACACAUAUAAAAAAAUUUGCCUCUGUACUGAUUCAGAGGAAGUGGAUGAAAUUUUAUCUGUAGGCAAUGUAAUCUUUAAUACUGAAAAUAAUGAAAAUUAUAGCAAAAGAUGUACCAUUCCUGAUAAGAUAAUUACUUGCCGUGACUCUGAUACAUUGAGUUACAAUUUUGUUCUGCCUGAGUUAUUUACAAAUUACAAUUCUUUGUUGGAGCUAAACAGCAAAAGUAAAAAGCCUCACUUUCCCAAAGACAUAAAUACCAAUAAUCAAAGACCAAAAUGUCCAGUCAACAAAGUGCACUUCCCUAUGUGCCUUAAUUCUGAAAACAUACUUAAAUAUUUCUCAUUUGUUGACCAGUAUUUUACUUCAGCUAUCUCUUGUGAUCCUUCUGUAUAUCAAAAUAUACCAAUUAGUGUCAAAAUGUGGCAUAGUAAGAUUUCCCUGAAUGGAAAAAGAGAAAAACAAAAUGGCUUUGUAUUUGAAAAAUACCAGCCUAUAUGUAGUUCUAGAGUCUUAAAGCAUCCUAAGGUUAAAAAAGCAGAAAAUGUGAACUUUUUGCUUCAGAAAAGUAUUUUACUAAAUAGCACACAUAAUCCAGAGCUAGUGUCUGUGAAACAAAAUGCUGAAGGUGUAAAUAAGAUAGAAAAUGCAACUGUUGGGCAGCUUUACACAAACAAAGGAAAUGAACAUCAGGAUUUAACUGUGUCACAAUUCAGUUAUGAAUGUGGGGAAAGUGCUGAUUCUCAAGACAAUUUAACGGUGACUUCAUGCACAAUGAUACAAGACAAUUUUGAAGAUGCCAUAGAAGAGCAUUUUUCUUCAGAAAUUAAAAAGAGAUAUAAAUUUGAAAUGAAAAAUCAGUUUGAUUUGGUACUGGAAGAGCUUCACAUGUUUAAUGAAAUUAGUAAGGAAAAUGAAAAUACUCUAUUAUGUAGACAAAGAAAUUUUCGUGAGAAAUUUUCUCUUGUAGUAAAUCAUUCUGACAGCAUACUAAAUGAAGACUCCGGAAAUAUUGGUGAAAAUAAAGUAAAUGCAGCCUUUCUCACUACCGGUACUACAAUAAACAAUACUGCUGUAAAUCAUACAACCAUGGUCAAGCAAACUAAGAAUGAACAAAAUUUAAUUAAGAACACAAUGCUAAAAAGUCCUGGAGAGCAAGAAGUACCACAUGACUAUUAUUCUUCAAGUAUAUUAGAUGAAGAAAUGUUCUCUUCACCCUCUCAAGAACAUUGUGAAUUUCAUUGUAAACAACCUUUUCCUUGGUGUUCGGCAUUUGUGUCUCAUACAUUUCUGAAAGAAAGAAGCUACAAUUUAAGAACUGAAACAGGAAAGUGUUUAUUGGAUGGAAUUAUAAGAGUACAGCCUCUUAAAACAUGUCGCGGUCCUUUAAGAGUUGGAUUGUCAAGGAAAGCUAAGCCAAAACAACUUCAUCCAUAUCUGAAAUAG